GUCCAUGUAUAAACUGGCCCUUUAAGAAGGAAGCUGCCUCUGGCUUUUUGGGAGAGGAGAAAUCCAGCCAAAAAAGGAAAGUGAGUACGACUGAGAGGGCACAGAGAGUUUGCUCAUGCACGGAGGCAGCGCCUAGCUUAGUCUAAGCUCCCUGCUACAAAGAUGGCGACAUCACAUCCUCUCCCAGAAGGUUUCUCUGAACUUGAAGUGUUUGGCUUUGGCACAGUGAUGAUGGUGGAAGCUUUGCUUGGAUUCUCCCUGAAUAUGUUGACCAUUGUCUCUUUCUGGAAAAUCCGGGAACUUAGAACACCUGGUAACUUUCUGGUUUUCAAUCUUGCCUUGUCCGACUGUGGAAUCUGCAUCAAUGCAUUCAUUGCAGCUUUCUCUAGUUUCUUAAGAUAUUGGCCGUACGGCUCGGAUGGUUGUCAAAUACAUGGGUUUCAAGGAUUUUUAACAGCACUGACUAGCAUUAGUUCUGCAGCUGCAGUUGCCUGGGACCGAUAUCAUCACUACUGCACUAGAAGCAAGCUGCAGUGGAGCUCGGUGAUCUCCAUGGGGAUAUUUGUCUGGCUUUUUGCUGCAUUUUGGUCUGCAAUGCCCCUCCUAGGAUGGGGUGAAUAUGACUACGAGCCUCUCAGAACAUGCUGCACGUUGGACUAUACCAAAGGAGACCGAAAUUAUAUCAGCUAUCUUAUUCCUUUGGCUCUUUUCAAUUUUGUGAUUCCUGUUUUCAUCAUGCUGACAGCUUAUCAAUCCGUAGAUCACAAAUUCAAGAAAACGGGACAAUUCAGGUUUAAUACCAGUUUGCCAGUGAAAUCUCUGGUCAUUUGCUGGGGUCCCUACUCGCUUUUAUGUUUCUACGCUGCAGUUGAAAAUGUGACUUUCAUCUCACCCAAAAUCCUAAUGAUUCCUGCUGUGAUCGCAAAGACCUCACCGGCGGUGAAUGCCUUCAUUUAUGCCCUGGGAAAUGAGAACUACCGAGGAGGUAUAUGGCAAUUCCUGACAGGGCAGAAGAUUGAGAAAGCUGAAGUUGAUAACAAAACUAAGUAA
This is a messenger RNA of Varanus komodoensis (Komodo dragon), 1050 nucleotides long. It is a transcript of the gene RGR, whose product is annotated as retinal G protein coupled receptor. NCBI's taxonomy places the organism in Eukaryota, Metazoa, Chordata, Lepidosauria, Squamata, Varanidae. Bases 163 to 1050 code for a protein of 295 amino acids. Gene Ontology annotation, cellular component: membrane. The record is from RefSeq and is a predicted model, not a curated record. Gene Ontology annotation, biological process: G protein-coupled receptor signaling pathway; visual perception; phototransduction. Gene Ontology annotation, molecular function: G protein-coupled receptor activity. The transcript has 7 exons.